Molecule: messenger RNA, 312 nt
Organism: Opisthorchis viverrini
Lineage: Eukaryota; Metazoa; Platyhelminthes; Trematoda; Opisthorchiida; Opisthorchiidae
Exons: 1
Source: RefSeq, a predicted model, not a curated record
AUGCAGCUUCCGAAUCAAGCAACCGUCCCAAUCGGUGCAGUCCCAAACCAAGGUCUUCAAGAGGUGAACGACCAGGAAUGUCUUCCAGAGAUUCUCAUCAUUCUUCACGUCGAUCUCCCACUGCGCGACAUGAAAGUAGUCGGCAGAGGGAAGGCGCUGAACGGGACCGGACACGCUCCCCAAAAAAGCCUCACUCCUCUGACAGACACGUCGACUCUGGCCAACCGCUUGACAAAAGCCAGGAAACAACCGCUCCAGAAACCGCGAGAUUUCCCGCAGAGUCGAAAAAUUCCCGACCAGCAGAUUCAAAAG